Molecule: messenger RNA, 4107 nt
Organism: Doryrhamphus excisus (bluestripe pipefish)
Lineage: Eukaryota; Metazoa; Chordata; Actinopteri; Syngnathiformes; Syngnathidae
Source: RefSeq, a predicted model, not a curated record
ACAAAGUGGAAGAAGAUGAAGAUGCUGCUGGGGGCUUUACUGCUGAUGUCCACCACCAGUCUGUCUGCACUGGUGGACCAGGUCCAAAUCGGAGACAAUGACGACCUUGAUGACUUCGUUUUGGAUAUUGCUCCACACCGAGUUCCACGGCAGGUGAAGAACAUCCUCACCAAGCAGGAGACGAGGCCUCACAUCCAGGAGCUGUCCAUCAACACCACCAUCCUUUCUCGCUACUCCUUCACGGCGGUACGCUGCAUCAUGCUCAACCGGCACGCUGCCACCGCCGAGGGUCUCUUCCGCUUCCACGUCCCCGCCGGCGCCUUCGUGACCAACUUCACCAUGAUCGUGGGAGGGCAUGUAUACCAGAGUCGGGUCGUGCCGAGGGAGAGGAGAAAGGGCAAGCAGGCCGGCGACAAAGCUCAGAAGUCAGGUGACGCCAGUCAAGAGCAAGAUGUGGAGUUGUUUCGCAUGGUGGCCAACAUCCCGGGUCGUAACUGCGCUGUCUUCCUGCUCGCCUACGAGGAGCUGCUGCAGCGCCGCCUAGGCCGCUACGAGCACGUCACCAGCCUGCAGCCGCUCCAGCUGGUGAGCCGCCUCAGCGUGGAUGUCACAAUUGUGGACCACUCGCCCGUCACCCACUUGGAGGUGCUUCCCCUGCGCGGGCCCAACUCACCCAGGAUGCCAGCAGCCAAGCCUGAGCCUCCUGUCACCACCGCCAUCCAAAGAGAGAAGAAUGUCUGCAAGGUCACCUUCAGUCCAAACAUCGUCCAGCAGGCCAAGAUCACCACCAACGGCAUCCUGGGAGAUUUUAUUGUCCGCUUUGACGUCCAGAGAGACAUGGGGGUCGGGGACUUACAGGUUCUAAACGGAUACUUUGUGCACUACUUCGCCCCGAAAGACCUCCCUGUGGUGCCAAAGAACGUGGUGUUUGUGAUCGACACCAGCGCCUCCAUGCUGGGCACCAAGAUGAGACAGACCAAAGACGCCCUGUUAACCAUCCUGAGGGACCUGCGAGCUGUGGACCGCUUCAACUUCAUCAGCUUCUCCAACAAGAUUAAAGUUUGGAAGACCAGCCACCUGGUCCCUGUCACGCCCCUCAACAUCAGAGAUGCCAAGAAGUUCAUCUACACACUGGUGGCGACUGGAGGCACCAACUUCGACGGCGCCGUCCAGACCGGCUCGGCUCUCCUCCGCGACUACCUCUCAGGUCCUGAAGCCAACCCCAACAGCGUCUCCCUCAUCGUCUUCCUCACAGACGGACGCCCCACGGUGGGCGAAUCCCAGUCCACAGCCAUCCUGGGAAACACCCGCUCGGCUGUGCAGGAGAAGUUCUGCAUCUUCACCAUCGGCAUCGGCAACAACGUGGACUACAAGCUUCUAGAGCGCAUGUCUCUGGAGAACUGCGGGAUGACCCGACGGAUCCACGAGGAGGCCCACGCCAGCGCCAUGCUCAAAGGGUUCUACAAGGAGAUUGGAACGCCUCUGCUGUCGGACAUCAGGAUCAACUACACAGAGGACUCUGUGGAGUACGUCACACAACAUCUCUUUGCCAACUACUUCAAUGGCUCCGAGUUGGUCGUGGCCGGCAAACUGAGCAACCAGAGCGCCCGGUCUCUUCACGUCCAGGUCACCGCCAGCAACGACGACAAGACUGUCGUCCUGGAGGCCGACGUGCCACAGCGAAGCCAGCAGUUGGAAACGGAGAUGCAUGUGAAGGCGGCGGCGGCGGUGGCUAAAAGCCCAGGCCUCACACAGGGUUGGGGUGACACUUUGGGCGGGAUGGGGGCGGACUUUGUGGAGCGGGUGUGGGGUUUCCUGAGCAUCAAGGAGGGGCUGCGCUCACGCCUGCAAAGCCGAACCAGCAGGGAGAGAGAAGAGCACGUCCAGCGGGCAACCACUCUGUCCAUGAAGUACCACUUCCUCACCCCCCUCACCAACAUGCUGGUGGACAAGCCCGAGGUGCUGGCGGACGGCACCAUCACACCAGACGCUGAUAACGAGCUGCCAGGUCACGGAGAGGAAGGACAGUUGCAGAGAGAAGAUGACAGACAAAGUUCAACUCGUAGCAAUGACAUGGCAGGCAAAGUCGCGAGGAGACCCGCCAAGAAGUCUGUCACCAUCUCCAAAACUUCAGCGGACGGCGACCCUCACUUUGUGGUGGACUUUCCUCUCAGCAACAUGGCCGUCUGCUUCAACAUCAACGGCGAGCCUGGAGAUGUCCUUCGCCUUGUUUCUGAUCACAAGUUCUCCGGCGUGACGGUGAAUGGUAAACUCAUCAGCGCCCCGCCCCCACCCGGCAGCCGCAAGCACCUGCGCACGUACUUCAGCACCAUCACCAUCGUGGCGGACCAGCCCAGGCGCGCCUACAUCGAGGUGACGCCCAACAAGGUCAUCCUGGACGGGCGGGACCGCCUGGUGCUGCCCUGCCGCUCCAGCGUCUCCGUGGACAGCGGUGCUAUCUCGGUGGCCAUCAUGGCCGAGUCCAACGUGACGGUGGGCAUCGGAGGGAACAUCAGCUUUGUGAUCCUGCUGCACCGCUACAAGAACCCCGCCCCCUACCAGAAAGACCACCUGGGCUUCUACAUCCAGAAUAGCACAGGGCUGUCACGUGGCUGCCACGGCCUGCUGGGUCAGUUCCUGUACGAGGAGGUGGGACUCGCAGAAGAAGAUCCAGCAGACCGGGACGGGAAGCUCCUGAAGGUGGGAGGGCGCUCUGUGUUGGCGGUGCGGAAGAAGCGGCGCAUCUACGGCGGUGCUCAGAGCGUGGACUGCUGGUUCGCCAGGAACAACGGCGCCAAGCUCAUAGACGGAGAGUACCAGGACUAUGUGGUGCUGCACAUGUUUGACACGGGAGAGUGGCCGCACGGGACUAACACGGAGUGAAGCCCCGUCCCUACAUCGGUCCACCAUGUGGUACACUUCCAGUUGCCCCUUCAGGGGGCUGCCAAAAAGUCAUAUGGACCAGUUCUUUUGUUUUUUUAUAUUAUCGGUUUCUACUGUAAUCAUUUGACGUGUAAAUAUCUUUGCUAGAUACGGCCCGCUAACUAACCCUUUGAUGGGCGGGGUCCAGGGUCCACACAGUGGUUCCAGAGUGGCUAAGUCGACAUUCAGCUGUUAGUAGUAUGUUCCCAUCACUUAUACUGUAUAUAUUUAAAUACACUGGGGGUGUCCAAACUUAUACUUUUUCAUUAUACUUUUCAUAUACUGAAAAAUCAAAGGAUGCCUUGGUUGUGCUAUUUUUAGACAUUAAAAAAGGCUAGAAAAAUACAUACACAAUAUUCAAAUUUGCGGAUUUUUGGUCCUCCCCAAAUUUCUUUCUUUAAAAACAAGCUGUUUUUCCUUUUGACAUUCAUCAUAAGUGGGUAAUAAUUUAUACAUAUGCGACAAUUCAGCGUACAUGUACCACAAAAACAUCAUUUUUACAUAUUUGUCUAUGAUACUUUUUCCACUUUUCUGACCUAUAAAAGUAGUUAGAAUGUUGUAUUCUGGUGUUAAACCAUGCCAAAGGUUCAGAUCAUGAGGUUUGAGCAUUUGGAAGUGAGUCCUGAAAGAAGUUUGAGAUGGCUCAAAACGCUCUGUUUCAGAAGGUGUGGUAAAACUGUUCCUUUGUGAUGUCACAGAGAGGCAGCAGUAAGUAACAGUUUAUCAGUGUCCAACUGUCUUCAUUUUGGCUAAGUCAUGGAGCAAACACGCUUGUCUGUGAAGCAUUAUAUAGUGUGCAUACAGGGAGCGGUGCUGCUAAUAGCCAUUUCCCACAAGUGGCCACAUUAGAUGUUAAAAAAAUGCUGUAGAAAACCAAACUUGGGACUGUCCAGUAAGGAUCGAGCGAUACAUCAGCCGGCCGAUAUAUCGGGCCGAUAUUUGCGUUCUUUACUUGAGUCGGUAUCGGCCGAUAGUCGGUAUCAUUCAGCCGGGCUGAGGUUAAAUGCGUGUCGUGUUACGUGUGUGUUGCUCUCUCCGAGCAUGCACGCACGCACACACAGAAGGAAUUGGAGCAGCCGUGUCUACUUAUGAGAGGUCUUUAGUGUGUACAACACAAACUUUAAUGAUGAGAGAAAUGUUUUAUAUAUCUUACUAAAUUGUGUCAGUGUGAUGUGUUUGUGUGUG